Messenger RNA from Moneuplotes crassus, 1116 nucleotides. The record is from the annotation of a GenBank genome assembly. Lineage: Eukaryota; Ciliophora; Spirotrichea; Euplotida; Euplotidae.
AAUUUCGCUAUCAAAGAACCAAUAUUAAUCAUGAAAAGGAGAACUGCAACUAUCUGUGUGGGCAAGAAAGCCAAGAAACACAAGAUCACCAAAGAGUACUACGCCAAGAAGGAUAUCAGGAUUAGUCACACAAAACCGAGUAAGAGUUCAGAGAGAGAGAGUGGGGAUGGACAUGGGGGAGGAAUGAGGGAGGUGUGAGACACUACUGAAGCGUUCUCUAGUCCGAUGAAGAAGUGAAGUGAAAAGGGAAGAAUAAGCUCAUUGAGUGUGAAGUACCAGAGAACUCCAUCUACAGUUCUCAAAAACUCAAACUCGAAAUCCAAGACAAUAAAACCUGUCAAAACAGCUAGGCUCUCUCAAACCAAUCUCGACAACACAGGAGCAGUUCCCACAGUAAGGGCAGAUUCUCUCAAAAAUCAGAUAAUUUCUGUUAGCGCCCGAACCAAAAAAGAUCAAAAUAUUCCUGACCAACUUAUCACCGAAAACAACGCAGAAAGUUUUGAAACAAAAUUAAUAGAGGAAGAAGAAAACCCCUGAAAUAUAGUUACAUUCACAAACAAAUUUUACAGUCAUGGAAAUGAUAUGGAUGUCCAUUGGGUCUUUCACUACUCAGAUAUCCAAUGCAGGGCGUGCAAGCCAGCCCAGACUAAGUCUGGGCUGGAUUCCAUGCCUGAACUAGACUGUCUGAAGCACUUGAAAUGCCCCAUCCCAUAUUCAUCAGUGAAGAAGAAAUCGCUGAGUGAUGUCAGCUACUCAGAGGAGAUCCCUGGGAGCAUUAAUACAGUGUACUCUUCAGAGUCUAACAACCGUAUUGAUGACUUCAUGAGCGAGAACGCUGUACUUGAGAAAGUCUCUGGCUUUCUCAAUGAGGCUAGCUUUGAGUCUCCAACAGAGAAAAACCUUCUCGCUUCAUCAAUGCAUGAUCAUGAAGACUCUAUCGUUGAGCUUGACUUCGAACAGGAGACUCCUAUCCUACUCAAACUAAUCAGAUCGAGGAUGUCAAGGCAGAAGCAACUGAAGGAAGUAAAUAAGACUGUAGUCGUCGAUCCCAGAUGUCUUCAAAAACUUUAUGCAGUGAGGAAGCAAUAAUUUUAUUUUCAAUUUUUAAACACAAAA